Messenger RNA from Lolium perenne, 2316 nucleotides. NCBI's taxonomy places the organism in Eukaryota, Viridiplantae, Streptophyta, Magnoliopsida, Poales, Poaceae. The record is from RefSeq and is a predicted model, not a curated record.
AUGGGGGACGGCCGUGGCAGCAUCGCCUUCUUCGGGACCUACCGGCCACCGGUGCCACUGGACAUCUACUCCUGCCCCGCCAACCCGCCACCGUCGUCCGCGGAGGACGAGCUGCACCUCACUGACGGCGUCUCGUACAACCAGAACGGCCGGGCCAUCCCGGCGGCGGCGCUCAAGGAGCUGCUCACCUGCCUAAGCAAGAAGAACCCAAAGCUCGCCGCCGAGUGCGGCGCCUCCCCGGACGACGCCGACAAGGGCCGCGUCACCGGCCUCGUCUUCGUGUCCGAGAGGGACAACGGCCUCGAAACGCUGCACGUGGCCCUGCGCUUCACGGCCGACGACGUGGUGAAGGUGCUGCGCCUGGCUGACAUCUACGGCGCCGACACCUUCGGUGGCGCGCGCCUGGAGGACAGCGGCUGCAUCGCCGGCAGCUUCAAGGUGGGCUCCCGGACCGUCGGCCAUUCGCUCAUCUACGUCUCCACCAAGGAGCCGGUCAAGAAACGCCGGACGCCGUGGACUGUCGUGUACAGGACCAACCUUAACGACGGCAAAACUGAGCGCCUUACCCCACAAGACCAGUACGAUUUAAGUCCAGCCGUGUCGCCGUCUGGGAAGAUGGUGGCAGUGGCCAACUUUCGAUUUAACAAGUGGACUGGCGAGAUUGAGCGUCUGAACACGGACAUCGUUGUCAUGAACGUGGACAAGCAAGUGCAAGGUGGCCUGCGGCGCAAGAUCCUUAUUAGGGAUGGUGGCUGGCCGACGUGGGGCAGCGACAACAUCAUCUUCUUCCACCGAGGAAUCGAGACAAAUCUUCCUUCCGGGAUGGCUACAGUUUGGGGUGUGUUUCGGUACAACAUUGCCACCAAGGAGACUAUCCGGGUGACACCCGAGACCUUUGAUGCCAUGACUCCGGCGGCCAUCAGUGAGACAAAGGUGGCCGUGGCCACAAUCCGCCAGAAGUCUCUGCAAGCUGUAAUGACAGUGCAACGUGUAGAUGUACAAUACCGGCACAUCGAGAUCUUCGAUGUCACUGCGCUUGACCAACCUGUGCAGAUCAGCCGGAAAACUAGGCCAAAAGGAGACCACUACAAUCCAUUUGUGGUCGAUGGGGGAAGCCACAUCGGCUACCAUAGAUGCAGAACCGAUAAUCUUCUCAAGAACACGGGUGAGAUUAAUGACUAGACAUGACAUAUGCAGGAUGGAAGCCUCGUUCCAAAGAGCUUUGACAAGAUGCAGUCUCCCCUCAAAGAUGUUGGGUUGUUUAGGGUGACGGGUGUGUUUCCAACCAUUUCAAAGGAUGGCUCCAAGCUUGCCUUUGUUGACAAUGAAUUCAAGGCCGUGUGGCUUGCCGACAGCCAAGGUCUCCGCGUCGUUUAUGAGAAGCGAGGUUCGAAUAGCGUAUUCUCAACGGCGUGGAACCAGAACCCAGAUAUGGACACAUUGUAUGUCUGUGUAGGACCGUCCUUCUCGGCCGCAAAGCCUCUAGAGAUCUAUGCUAUUUCCAACGCGUCAGGGCCAGCUGCUGGUCGCAAGGUGCAACGCCUGACCAGCGGGAACUUCAACAAUGCCUUCCCCUCAACCAAUGCACAAGGGGACAAGUUUGUGUUUCGGUCGACAAGAGACGGUGGCCGAGAGAAGUUCCACAAGAACCUCUACAUUAUGGAGGAUGCGGAGGAGGGAGAGUUUGGCCAAGGCACCGUCACACGGCUCACCAAUGGGCCAUGGACCGACACCCACUGCAGCUGGUCUCCCAAGGGGGACUGGAUCAUCUUCUCCUCAACUCGCGAAAAGCCGGAAAGUGCCCCGGAGAAGGCCUUUCUGGAUGCCGGCUUCUUCGCCGUGUACCUUGUGAAGGUCAGCGACCCUACGGUGGUGGUGAGGGUGGUGCAGAGCUCUGCUACCCUCGCUGGGCACAUCAACCAUCCCAUGUUCAGCCCAGAUAUGAAGAGCAUCGUCUUUGCCUCCGACCUCGCUGCGGUCUCCAACGAGCCCAUCUCAAUGCCCAUAUUUUUGCACUCCGUCAGGCCCUAUGGUGACAUCCUGUCUGUCGACCUCCGAGACACGGAUGACAUCGCCAAGAACAAGGACAUUGAGGAGUUCGACCGCAUAACACAUAGUCGCUACGAGUACUCCACGCCGACAUGGACCAAGUUCACCACCGAGGAUCCCAACGAGCAGUGGAACGUGCUCGCCGACAAGGGCGGUUCGAAGCUCAAGCCGGCCUGCCCGUACAUGUACCCUGACGGAGGAGAGGGGUGGCACAUGGCCGGACACCUCACCAUCCCGAAGAGAUGCUGCUAGGAAACGGGGCAUGCA